Molecule: messenger RNA, 492 nt
Organism: Aureococcus anophagefferens
Lineage: Eukaryota; Pelagophyceae; Pelagomonadales; Pelagomonadaceae
Exons: 2
Coding region: 1-492 (163 amino acids)
Cellular component (GO): cytosol; nascent polypeptide-associated complex
Source: RefSeq, a predicted model, not a curated record
AUGAUCGCGCGCCGCUUCGGCGGCGUCGCCGCCGACUCGCGCACCGGCGGCAAGGGCACGGCCCGCCGGAAGAAGAAGACGAUGCACAAGACGGCGUCGUCCGACGACAAGAAGAUCGGCGCGACGCUCAAGAAGCUCGGCUGCACGGCCAUCCCCGACAUCCAGGAGGUGAACAUGCGCGGACCCGGCGGCGAGGUCAUCCACUUCGGCCAGCCGCGCGUCCAGGCGUCCAUCGGCGCGAACACGUUCGUCGUGAGCGGCGCGACGGACACGAAGCGCCUCGAGCAGCUCAUGCCGGGCAUCAUGUCCCAGCUCGGCCCGGAGAACGAGCCCGCCAUCAAGAAGAUCCAGGAGAUGAUGGGCGCGACGGGCAUGUCCAUGGGCCAGAUGGCCGACCCGAACCGGUCGAACCUCGAGGGCUCCGACGACUCCGACUCCGACGACGGCGACAUCCCCGAGCUCGUCGAGGACUUCGAGGCCCAGGCCAACUAG